CAACAACACUCAAACCACACUGCCAGAGCUAAGCCAGUGCUGCACACGUCGAGCAAUAUGGCUACGAAAAACUCUGCUGUCUUCCUCCUCGGGCUUCUUCUCUCUUGCGUUGCCAUGAGCAGCGCCGCGAGAAUCCUAGAAGAGACCGUUCCUUCCAAGGAGGAGCACCAGCCUGAGGUGCCACCGCUUCCCAAGGCACCGUUCCCGGAAGUGCAUCUGCCACCUAAGCCUGAGCUUCCCAAGGUGGAGCUGCCGCCGCUCCCGGAGGUGCACUUGCCACCUAAGCCUGAGUUGCCCAAGGUGGAGCUGCCGCUGCUCCCGGAGGUGCACUUGCCACCUAAGCCUGAGUUGCCCAACGUGGAGCUGCCACCUAAGCCAGAGCUGCCCAAGGUGGAGCUGCCAACGUUCCCGGAGGUUCACCUGCCACCCAAGCCAGAGCUGCCCAAGGUGGAGCUGCCAACGUUCCCAGAGGUUCACCUACCACCCAAGCCGGAGAUGCCCAAGGUGGAGCUGCCGCCGAAGCCCGAGAUGCCCACUGUUCCCGGGUUCCACCUCUCGGAGCCAGAGGCCAAGCCAUGAGAACUGCCUUAUCAAUAUUGUUGCCUUGUUGUACCUCCUCUGCUCCUCGUACAUGUACCUAUUUGUCGUGUUGUGUCGAUGAUCUGAUUGUUUAGUUGUGGUUUUCAGCGAGUGUUGUGAGUGAUCUGCUUAUAUAUUGGUAUAUGAGAAAUAUAUAUUUUGUUCUCACAAUUACCCUUUUCU
Molecule: messenger RNA, 762 nt
Organism: Triticum dicoccoides
Lineage: Eukaryota; Viridiplantae; Streptophyta; Magnoliopsida; Poales; Poaceae
Product: protein PELPK1-like
Exons: 1
Coding region: 58-579 (173 amino acids)
Source: RefSeq, a predicted model, not a curated record